AUGGCUACUACACCACCUAAAAAGUAUAGUGUGGAGCUUCCGAAUACUCGAAAACCUGGGCAAACAGGAAUUUAUCGAAAUGUUUUGUAUUCGGAUAAUUUGCUGACGAGUUUUAGUCCAAAUGUCAAAACAUUGUACGAGACUUUUCAGAAUGCUUUAAAAAUGUCAAGAACAAGAAACUGUAUUGGACACCGUUACUUCGACAAAAAAACACAGCAAUACGAGAAUUAUGUGUGGCAAACUUACGAACAAGUGGCGGAUCGAAUUACGAAGUUUGGAUCUGGGUUAUUAUAUUUAAGUGAUACUGUGGUCAAGAAUCCGAAAACUGAACAAUGGGCUGUAGGAAUCUAUUCGAAUAACAGACCUGAAUGGUUUAUAACGGAUCAGGCUAAUAUUGCCUAUAAUCUUCGUACGGUUGCGCUUUAUGAUACGUUAGGACCAGACGCUGUUCAAUACGUAAUCAAUCACGCCGAAAUACCGAUUGCCGUAAUCGCCGGCAACCGCAUCCCCGGCGUUCUCCAAAUAGCCUCAAAAAUUCCCGGGUUAAAAAUCAUAAUCUCAAUGGACGAAUUAGAUGACAACACUUCUCUGCCAAUUACUUCAGUCACACCGGCGAACGUGUUAAAAGCAUGGGCCGAAGAAAAAGGCAUCAAGCUUUAUACGUUUACCGAGGUUGAAAAGCUGGGAAGUGAACAUACGUAUCCGCAUAAUCCGCCUAAACCGGAGGAUAUUGCUUGCAUUUGUUAUACGUCUGGUACUACGGAUGUGCCGAAAGGCGCUUUGCUGACUCAUGCUAAUUUUGUUGGCGCUAUCGCUGGGAGUUUGGCGGCUUGGAAUUCUGACGAGAAUGAUGUUUUGAUAUCUUAUCUACCGCUCGCUCACAUUAUGGGACGUUUAGUUGAACUAUGUGUAGUUGCCAGAGGUUCCAGCAUUGGCUAUUUCCGCGGCGAUAUGUUAGGACUAAUCGAAGACAUCGCCGUACUACGCCCAACAUUAUUCCCAUCAGUUCCGCGACUACUGACGCGCAUUUAUGCCAAACUUGCGCAAAGCACAAUCGAGGCGCCCGGUAUCAAGGGCACUUUGGCAAGACGAGCUGUCGCGGCAAAACUACAGAAACUCCAAGAUGGGCAAGGAUACACGCAUGCAUUAUGGGAUGCGAUUAUUUUCAAUAAAGUGAAAAAAGUGUUGGGUGGUCGAGUAAGAUUUGUGUUGACUGGGUCUGCGCCGAUCGCUCCAGAAGUUUUGCAGUUUUUGAGAAUUGCGUUUGUGUGUGAUAUAGCUGAAGGAUAUGGACAGACUGAAAGUGUAGCCGGCGGCGUUGUAACGCUAGAAGGUGAAAAUCUUGCUGGUCAUGUCGGUGGUCCCGUUCCCAGCAUUGAAGUAAAACUUGUGGAUGUUCCCGAAAUGAACUAUUUAUCGACUGACAAACCAUAUCCUCGUGGCGAACUCUGUAUUCGUGGGACGAACUGUUUUGUCGGAUAUUACAAAGAUGAAGAGAAAACUAAAGAUACGAUAGACGAGGAAAAAUGGAUGCAUAGUGGAGAUAUUGCGUAUGUUGAUGACCGAGGUGCGUUUACCAUCGUGGAUCGCAAGAAAAAUAUAUUUAAACUCUCUCAGGGGGAAUACGUGGCACCUGAAAAGGCAAAUAUCAUUGCAUCCAAAAUUUCUAUAGAAAAUGUUUACUUAAACUCACCCUAUGUACUACAAAUUUUCGUUCAUGGCGACUCGUUGCGCAAUUACCUUAUUGCCAUUGUUGUACCUGACCCCGAAACAUUUGUUCCCUGGGCAAAUCAAAUAACUGGUGAAACUGUUUCGUUGGGUGAUGCUGACGGACUUAAUAAGCUUGUGAACAAUCCACGUGUGCGAAAAGCGUUUUUAGCGGAGAUGGAUCGUGCUGGAAAGCAGGGAAAAUUGCGCGGGUUAAAACUCAAACGACACCAAGCAAAACAAUAUUUCCGUGAAGAACUUGACAAAUUAUAUGCCGAGUCUGAAUCUGACAUCAAGAAUAAUGAGAAGGCCAAAUUGUGA
Molecule: messenger RNA, 2028 nt
Organism: Ambispora leptoticha
Lineage: Eukaryota; Fungi; Glomeromycota; Glomeromycetes; Archaeosporales; Ambisporaceae
Source: the annotation of a GenBank genome assembly